ACAAAAAAAGAAAACCCCAGAAAAAUCUUUCUUCUGUCCAUUAUAUUACACCAUUGUCUCAUCUUCAGAUCAUCAUAUCUAAAAACUUAAAAAGAAAAAAAAGCUCACACCUAUUGUAACAAAAAAUGGAUCCAAAUAGUAACAACACCAAAUCCAUAAAGAGAAAAGUUGUCGACCAACUCGUCCAAGGCUACGAGUUCGCUACUCAGCUUCAGCUUCUCCUCUCUCAUCAACAUUCAAGUCAGUACAUCAGUCAGACCCGUAUUGUUUCUGGCGAUCUGGAUCCAGUUGAUGAGCUCAUCGCUAAGAUCUUGAGUUCUUUCCACAAAACCAUAUCGGUUCUUGAUUCUUGUGACUCCGUCCCUAUGGCCAUUGAGGGUUCACCGAAUGCUUCACGUGGUGAUGAUUUGGCGGCUCCUGUGAGUUGCAACGGUGGAGAUUCCGGGGAUAGUAGGAAGAGACUUGGGGUUGGUAAGGGCAAAAGAGGAUGCUACACUAGAAAAAAGAGAUGGCAUACUUGGACUGUGGAAGCUAGUAGAAUCGAUGAAGACAAAUAUGCUUGGAGGAAAUAUGGACAAAAAGAGAUUCUUAAUUCCAAAUUCCCAAGAAGUUACUUUAGAUGCACACACAAGCAAACACGAGGAUGCAAAGCAACGAAGCUAGUUCAAAAACAAGAGCAAGACCCUAGUUUAUUUCAAAUCACAUACAUUGGCCACCACACAUGUAAUGUUAGCGACCAAACACACGCAAAUACCGAGCCUAAUGAUCACGGAGUAGUCAUGGAUUCGGACAACGCAUUGGCUGCAACCAUUGCUCAAGACCAUGUUAAUGCAAAUAUACAAGAGCAAGAGCAAGAGAACGACAUCAGUAGUCUGAUUGUAGUAGGUGCAGGCAUGGUGAAGGAGGAGGACAAUAACAAUGGUGAUCAGAAUAAAAACUAUUGUGAGGGUUCUUCCGUAGAUGGUGAUUUGUCAUUGGCUUGGCAAGACGUGAUGAUGAUGUUUGAUGAUCAUCAACAUCAUCAGAAUCAUUACUAUCAAGGUGAAACUAGUACUGCUUCUCAUCAGUUCUCUUUCAUUGACAACGAUCAACUCUUCUCCUUACUCGAUCCAUACUGCCCUUACGAAGGAUCAAAUGCCAUAUGAACAUUCAAAUCCGAAUUGAUAUAUCGUAAUUAGGCUAAUAAUCUUUUCUCAUCCUCUCUCUUUGAGUAUGUUUAGUGAAAUGUAAUAUUUUUGUUGUAUUUUUGAUAAAGUACCAUAUGGCAUAUAUAAUUAUGUUUCUAC
Messenger RNA from Brassica oleracea var. oleracea, 1286 nucleotides. Its product is annotated as probable WRKY transcription factor 54. The transcript is spliced from 3 exons. The record is from RefSeq and is a predicted model, not a curated record. Gene Ontology annotation, biological process: regulation of DNA-templated transcription. Lineage: Eukaryota; Viridiplantae; Streptophyta; Magnoliopsida; Brassicales; Brassicaceae. Bases 126 to 1145 code for a protein of 339 amino acids. Gene Ontology annotation, molecular function: DNA-binding transcription factor activity; sequence-specific DNA binding.